Talaromyces stipitatus ATCC 10500 is the source of this 2047-nucleotide messenger RNA. RefSeq names its product sn-1,2-diacylglycerol cholinephosphotransferase. Gene Ontology annotation, molecular function: phosphotransferase activity, for other substituted phosphate groups. Gene Ontology annotation, biological process: phospholipid biosynthetic process. Gene Ontology annotation, cellular component: membrane. NCBI's taxonomy places the organism in Eukaryota, Fungi, Ascomycota, Eurotiomycetes, Eurotiales, Trichocomaceae. The record is from RefSeq and is a predicted model, not a curated record. The coding region runs from base 296 to 1567 and encodes 423 amino acids. The transcript has 3 exons.
AGAUCAGGCACAUUGCAAGUCUUCUCCAUCCAACCCCCUGAUCAAAUACUUUGAGUUGGUGCCUAUUGUUCUACGGCUCUUCACAUCAUAUUCCAACUAUUCUUUGUUUGUACCAUUUUUCUUUGACGCAUUGUUGGAGACUUGAGGCCUUAUCCUGCUGAACCUCCACUAUAUACAUUUUAUUUUCCUUGCAGACAAUCUCCCGAAUGCGAUGAAUUGAGGCCAUACAUCUUUUACACAGCGCCAUUGUAGGCUUUUUAUUUCGUUGUUAUUAUAUCAGAAAACUUCGCCCACCAUGCCGGGAAUUUUCAAAAUGGUGCAAGCGGCGCAGGACUCGCUCUCUGACGAAGCUUUGCUACCCCUCAAAACCUACAAAUAUUCCAGCGUGGACAAGUCAUAUAUUUCAAAUUAUAUUCUCAGGCAUUAUUGGAAUGCCGCGGUCGAACUCCUGCCAUUAUCCAUCGCACCUAAUAUGGUCACACUGCUAGGGUUUUUCUUCAUCAUUACCAAUGUGGCUUUUGUGACAAUCUUUGUGCCGGAUCUCGUCGGACCGGGGCCGACCUGGAUAUACUAUAGUUUCGCUCUCGGGAUAUGGAUGUAUUCGACGUUUGACAACAUUGACGGAAAACAGGCCCGUCGCACGGGAACGUCCAGCGGAUUGGGAGAAUUAUUUGAUCAUGGAAUUGACUCGCUUAAUUGCACCCUUGCCAGCGUGCUUCACACCGCUGCAAUGGGUCUUGGCUCGACACAAAUCGGCGCUUUCACGGCUCUGAUUCCUUGUCUGCCCAUGUUCUUCUCGACUUGGGAGACCUAUCAUACGCACACUCUAUAUCUAGGAUAUUUCAAUGGGCCCACUGAAGGACUGCUCAUCGCCAUUGUGAUCAUGAUCCUUUCUGGAAUCUACGGCCCUCAGAUCUGGCACAACCAAGUCGCCGAUGUCUUUGGACACAAGGAGUUAUUCGGAACCCAUUCAUUCUUGGACUACUGGGUAGCCAUUGUGUUUGGUUCCUUCAUGAUUGCGCAUUUACCCGCAUGUGUUUACAACGUUGUUCAGGCCCGCCGUCGCCAAGGUUUACCAGUCUUGCCGGUUUUCAUGGAAUGGACCUCAAUUGUCAUUUUUACAGUGUCAGUGAUGGGAUGGCUAUUUUCUCCUUACUCGACGCUGUUGGCCGAGAAUCAUUUGGUGCUCUUUUGCAUUGUCAUGUCUUUCGUCUUCGGCCGCAUGACCACCAAGAUCAUCCUGGCUCAUCUGAUCAGACAGCCUUUCCCUUACUGGACGACAAUGUUAGUUCCAUUGAUUGGCGGUGCCAUCCUCGCAAACUUGCCGUAUCUUGGAUUCCCAGCUGUCAGUUCCGGGUUUGAGCUCUGGUACCUCCGUUUCUACCUUAUCUUCGCUUUCGUCAUCUACAUGCACUGGGCUUUUUUGGUGAUUAACAGAAUUACCACUUUUCUCGGCAUCAAUUGUCUGACAAUCAAGGAAAACAAAUCGGCUGCGAGGGACCACGUCUACCGGAACUUCGGCGAACCCAGGAACAAUGGAGAAAAAGCCGGCUUGAAGCAUCACUGAGUUUGAUUGAAGAAAUCCGCUUUUUUCAUUCCGCUGCCUAGACGAGUGAAACAAGCAAACAGCACGUCAUUUUUAUCAUUCGCGUGCGGCAUGUAUUUUGAAUAUACGAAAACUGAUCUUUGGAAUCGACGUUCUACGAUGACACAAAGAAGUGUAAUAUAAUGAAUCCCUUUCUGCUCUGGUUGACGCUUUUAAUUGAUCCGACUGGUUGAUAUGAACCAUAUUGAUGAUGGUUGAUCGGCUAUUCAAGACAUCCGAGAAGGGUCGUAUGCACCGGUGACCUUUUAUUCGAUGCAUUCGUCAAGUUUAGUGGCCUAUUCGAGGAAAUAGUUGUCACAACUUUUCAUGUUUGAUAGAUAUUCUACUUUUAAUAUUGACUGUAUGUAUGAAAUGAGAGGUGUAUAUUCGUCUAACACCACAGCCAAAUGUGAGUGAUGACCAGCAAAGUUAGGAACAAAAAUCCCUGAAGCUCGAUCUCCC